AUGGAGCUGAGCUCGGUCUUUCUCACCACCGGAGGAGCCUUCGGAUUUUUUCGAUGUAUCAACACCGCUGUCGGCAGACUACCUGUGCCUGAAGCUGCACACAAGAACACGACCAGAUGGAGAAAUAUCUCCACGUCCUUCGUGCACAGCCUCAUCACGGCGAUUUGGGCAGUGCUUUGCUUUUUCCUGCAACCAGAAAUGGCUGAAGAUUUGAUAGAAACACAUUCUAUGGUUUCCCAUGCGCUGGUGUCCUUUUCAAUUGGUUAUUUCAUCUAUGACCUGUCUGACAUUGUGAGAUACCAGAGGUUCAGUCAGUGCUGGGAGCUCGCCUUACAUCAUACUGUUGUGAUCACUUGUUUCGGCCUGUCAGUGUUGACGUAUCGCUACCUGGGUUUUGCCGUGGUGGCCCUAUUGGUUGAGAUCAACUCAGUGUUCCUCCACCUGAGGCAGAUCCUUCGGUUGGCCAACCAGGCCACCGGCACCGUCUACCGGGUCAACAGCAUGAUCAACCUGGGCACCUAUGUGGUGUUCCGCAUCAACACCCUAGCCUGGAUGACCCGUUGGCUGGUGCUCAACAGGGACAAUGUGCCACUCCACUCCUAUACAUUGGGUAGCGUGGGUCUUGCCAUUAUGACGCUCAUGAACAUUAUCCUGUUUUACCGCCUGCUUAGGAGCGACUUCUUGAAGAGCAGCACUCGGGAGGCCAAGAAAGAGAAGGAAACAUAG
Nerophis lumbriciformis (worm pipefish) is the source of this 726-nucleotide messenger RNA. Lineage: Eukaryota; Metazoa; Chordata; Actinopteri; Syngnathiformes; Syngnathidae. The record is from RefSeq and is a predicted model, not a curated record.